Puntigrus tetrazona (Sumatra barb) is the source of this 500-nucleotide messenger RNA. RefSeq names its product C-X-C motif chemokine 11-6-like. Gene Ontology annotation, biological process: chemokine-mediated signaling pathway; inflammatory response; antimicrobial humoral immune response mediated by antimicrobial peptide. Gene Ontology annotation, cellular component: extracellular region. Gene Ontology annotation, molecular function: chemokine activity; CXCR chemokine receptor binding. The record is from RefSeq and is a predicted model, not a curated record. NCBI's taxonomy places the organism in Eukaryota, Metazoa, Chordata, Actinopteri, Cypriniformes, Cyprinidae.
CCUACAGUAUUUAAGUGAACUCCUGCAGUCCUUCGGUCAUAAUCUGACUGACCCAGACAUAACACAACCACAGAUCAACAACAAGAAGACAAUGAAGACUAUCUCAGCUUGUGUUCUUCUCGUCUGCCUGAUCGCUGUAGGGGUGAAAGGACAGGACAGGUCUUCAAGGGGCAGGUGUUUCUGUGUAGACAAAGGUGCAAACAUGGUUUUAGUGAAGAACAUCGAGAAGGUUGAAAUCAUUCCUCCAAGUCCAUCUUCAAAACAUGAGAUUAUUGUCACUUUGAAGAAUGGAGCAGGACGGAAAUGCAUGAAUCCAGAGUCCAAAUUCACUCAAAACGUCAUCAUAAAGGCUAUUGAAAAGAUGAAGCAGCAGACACACAGUACAACUGUCUCUGUCCCAACGAGGAGCACCGGGACAUCAUCAGCUCCAACAGCCUUCAAAUGACUUCAUAGACUUCAGAUGGAUUCAUAUCCUGAUUCAUAAGUUGGGGUUCAAUUAA